This is a messenger RNA of Arabis nemorensis, 1245 nucleotides long. Lineage: Eukaryota; Viridiplantae; Streptophyta; Magnoliopsida; Brassicales; Brassicaceae. The record is from the annotation of a GenBank genome assembly.
AUGAAACAUAUGGAAGUUUGCUCAGGAAAGACUAUAGAUUGGGGAAAGAAGCUGAGAAGAGCCUUAGUUCUUGAUAACCUUCGAGUCCAAUCACUUCAACUGAAAAUCAAAGCCAUGAGCUCAAGCACCGCAGAAUCCAUUUCGGAAACUCAAAUUCCACUGACCUCAGGGGUAAAACUUCAGACUCUGAAUUACAUUGUGACAGUUGAUUUAGGAGGGAAAAACAUGACUUUGAUCGUCGACACUGGAAGUGACUUGACUUGGGUCCAAUGCCAGCCUUGCAAGUCAUGUUACAAUCAACAAGGUCCUUUGUAUGAUCCAUCAGUCUCAUCUUCAUACAAGACAGUUUUCUGCAACUCAUCCACUUGUCAGGAUCUUGUAGCAGCUACGGGGAAUUCGGGUCAAUGUGGAGGCAACAACGGUGUCGAAAAGACAACUUGUGACUACGUUGUCAGCUAUGGAGAUGGAUCAUACACUCGAGGAGACUUAGGCAGUGAAAGUAUCCAAUUAGGCGAUACGAAAGUCGAAAACUUGGUCUUUGGUUGUGGCCGAAACAACAAAGGUCUGUUUGGAGGAGCUUCUGGACUAAUGGGUUUAGGAAGAAGCUCAGUUUCUUUAAUCUACCAAACAAUGAAAGAUUUCGAUGGAGUUUUCUCAUACUGCUUACCUUCUCUUGAAGAUGGAGCUUCUGGUUCAUUGUCUUUCGGUAACGAUUCAUCUGCUUACAAGAAUUCAACUUCAUUUUCCUACACUCCGUUAGUACAAAACCCUCAGCUUCAUUCUUUUUACAUUCUGAAUCUCACCGGUGCUAGCAUUGGUGGCGUGGAGCUAGAAACUUCAAGCUUUGGUAGAGGGAUUCUAAUCGAUUCAGGAACGGUUAUCACAAGAUUACCACCUUCCAUUUACAAAGCUGUGAAGACAGAGUUUCUGAAACAGUUUUCCGGGUUUCCUUCAGCUCCUGGUUACUCAAUCUUAGACACUUGUUUCAACCUCACAAGUUAUGAAGACGUGAGCAUUCCUACUAUCAAAAUGAUCUUCGAGGGUAACGCUGAGCUUGAAGUGGAUGUCACUGGUGUGUUCUACUUUGCGAAGCCCGACGCGUCACUAGUCUGCUUGGCCUUGGCAAGUCUGUCAUAUGAAAAUGAAGUUGGUAUCAUCGGAAAUUACCAACAGAAAAACCAGAGAGUAAUAUAUGAUACUAAAGAAGAGAAGAUUGGAAUUGCAGGAGAAAACUGCAGUAUCUGA